Messenger RNA from Microdochium trichocladiopsis, 1701 nucleotides. RefSeq lists its product as uncharacterized. The transcript is spliced from 2 exons. The record is from RefSeq and is a predicted model, not a curated record. Lineage: Eukaryota; Fungi; Ascomycota; Sordariomycetes; Xylariales; Microdochiaceae. The coding region runs from base 1 to 1701 and encodes 566 amino acids.
AUGUCGAUUGCCACGCUCGUUGAUCUUUGGCUUUCAGCUCAGCUCGAAGCCAACGCGCAGGCGCAGGCCCUCCAACAGCAUCGCCAGCAGCAGGCUCAGCGCUUCGCCAGCAACAACAUAACCACCCGCAAGAAGCGGCCCAGGCAGCCACUGGGCGACGCGGACGUCAAUACCUUGACUUACGCGCCAGUGUCAAAAAAUAUGCGCGCCACCCGGGCAUCGUCACCAUCGAAAGCAGCCACUGCGCAAGCACCAGAACACCUCGAAAUGCCUGACAGCACGGCUGCGAGCACCCAGUCUAAUGCUGCGACAUCCUCGACGAGACCGCAGAGCAUGAGACGCAGUCAGCGACAGCGCACAUCACAUGGAAUAAAACCGACAACAACAGCUGCAUCCAGGCCGCCGCAGCUACCACCGCCGGCCACCCUCGUCGACAAUCUCGGCCAACAACUCGCUAGGCAGCUCGAGCUGGACCAGGAGGGGCCCCUUGCAGACAAGCAGCACGAUCAUGCCGUCCGCUCCUAUGCCGCCCAGCUGCAUGGGGCAGCCUCUUCGUCGUCGUCAUCCCGCGUCCCGUCCUGCGAGCCAUCCUCCCCGUCUAAAGACUCAGACCGGACCACAGACACGCGCGUGUCGAGGUCGACCACCACCGGCCGCAGCCGCCUUCGCAGCCCCGUCAAGAAAAUCUCCGACAUGAGCCUGCUCGACAAGCCUUGCGUCGCCAUGUCCUGGAGCGAGGCGUCCAGGGCGGACGUCCUCGAUGUAGAUAGUGUCUUGAGGCGCGACCUCGAGGAGAUCAGCCAGAAUGACCGGCCCGUGGUGCCGCGAGCAAUCGAAGAGGACCUUCGCUCCGUGCUAGGCAACAACUUCUACAUCCCCGCGCGGGUGUUUGGCGACCUCGGGCACGACCUGAAAAAGGCGACCCGCGAGUUUGACACGAUCAAGGACAUUGUCGAGGAGGCAGACCGCUGCGUCACACGGCAGUGCUGUGAGGCGCAGUGGAACGCCGAGGUUCACAGUCGCGUGCUCAAGUUAGCUCUCGCGCCGUACGCUGGCCGCGCCGAGUACAACUGCAUCACCUCGGCCGCACCCCUGGAUGAUCUGGUGCCGACUGUCGGCAACACUCGCGUGCAGACCAAGUAUAUUGACUACAGCAUCCAGCUUGUGCCCACGUCAACAGCGUUUCAAAACGCCAUCCGCGAGCGCCUGCGCCAGCAGCUGCAAGACGAUGUCGGCGGCAGCACCAGAUCGGCAGCCGGCGGAGGUGGUGGCGGCCUAACCAACCCGCCUACCAUCAAUCAGAGCGGGUACUUUCCCAUUCACGACCGCCCCUUGGCCAUCUCCAUCGAGACUAAGACUCCCGAGGCGGGCGAGGGCGGUGCUCUCGCGCAGCUGGCUGUGUGGAUUUCGUGCGGCCAUCGGAGGGUGUACCAGCUGACGGGCACCAGCCCUGGAACACUGCGGCUGCCUAGUCUCCCUGUUCUGCGCGUGGUCGGUCACGCAUGGACUUUGGGGUUUGCGAUAGACAUGGGUGACAAGAUUGCUCUUGUCAACUUUCCCCACGAGAUAGGACAUACAAGGACCAUAGUCGGGGCGUAUAGGCUAUUGGCCAUCCUGCGUCGUGUCGUCGAGUGGGCGGACGGCCCAUACCGGGAGUGGUUCGGGAGAGUUGUCUUGGGGUUGGAUAGUGGGAGCGUAUAA